Molecule: messenger RNA, 759 nt
Organism: Hemicordylus capensis (graceful crag lizard)
Lineage: Eukaryota; Metazoa; Chordata; Lepidosauria; Squamata; Cordylidae
Product: trypsin I-P38-like
Exons: 5
Coding region: 10-759 (249 amino acids)
Biological process (GO): proteolysis
Molecular function (GO): serine-type endopeptidase activity
Source: RefSeq, a predicted model, not a curated record
AAGAGGCAAAUGGCCACACACCAGCCAGUCCACAUGGCUGUUCUUCUGAGUGUUGCCUUCCCCAUCAGUGAUGAUGAUGAUGAUAAGAUUGUGGGAGGAUACACCUGCCAGAAAGGCUCUGUCCCCUACCAAGUUUCCCUGAAUUCUGGGUACCACUUCUGUGGCGGUUCCCUCAUCAACAGCCAAUGGGUUGUGUCAGCGGCUCACUGCUACAAAUCACGUAUCCAGGUGAGACUUGGGGAACACAGUCUGACUCUGAAUGAUGGUUCCGAGCAGUACAUCAAUUCAGCCAAAGUCAUCCGUCACGCCAGCUACAACUCCCGUACAUUGGACAAUGACAUCAUGCUCAUCAAGUUGGCCACACAAGCCACCCUCAACACCCGUGUCAAAGCCAUCGCUCUGCCCACCAGCUGUGUGUCCACCGGGACACAGUGUCUGAUCUCUGGCUGGGGCAACACCCUCAGCAGUGGCAGCAACAGCCCUGACCUCCUGCAGUGCCUGCAGGCUCCUGUGCUUUCCUCCAGUCAGUGCAGCAAUGCUUACCCAGGGCAAAUCACCAAAAAUAUGAUUUGUGUGGGAUUCCUGGAAGGUGGCAAGGAUUCAUGCCAGGGAGACUCUGGUGGCCCUGUCGUCUGCAAUGGGCAGCUCCAGGGAAUUGUCUCCUGGGGCAUUGGAUGUGCUCAGAGAGGCAAUCCUGGAGUAUACACCAAAGUCUGCAACUAUGUCUCGUGGAUCCAAAGCACUAUCAACUCCAACUGA